Messenger RNA from Peniophora sp. CBMAI 1063, 840 nucleotides. Lineage: Eukaryota; Fungi; Basidiomycota; Agaricomycetes; Russulales; Peniophoraceae. The record is from the annotation of a GenBank genome assembly.
AUGUCCCCUCUUGUCGUCCUUAUCACUGGUUGCUCCGCUGGUGGUAUUGGUUUUGGCCUUGCGGAGGAAUUCGCUUCGAGAGGAUGCAUCGUAUACGCGAGCGCGCGUUCUGUCGAGAAGAUGACUGGCCUUCCCGAGUCUGUACACAAGAUACGCAUGGAUGUCAAUGACGGAGUCUCGGUGGCCGAAGCUGUGAAAACGGUGAUUGACGAACAGAACCGGAUCGAUAUCUUGGUGAACAACGCCGGAACAAGUCGUGUUGGGCCUCUACUGGAGAUCCCGCUCGAGCAUGUUGAACAAGUCUUCCAGACCAACGUCUACUCGAUCCUACGCGUCACGCAGGCCGUAGGGCCCCAUAUGAUUGCUCGUCGCAGUGGCCUCGUAAUCAACGUUGGUAGCGUUGCUGGUAUUCUGCCGACGCCAUGGUCUGGCACCUACACCGCAUCGAAGCACGCUGUUCACGCAAUCACGAAUGUCCUCCAAAUGGAACUCAAGCCGUUCAACGUCAAAGUCAUGCUGCUCGCUCCGGGCGGCGUGGUGACUAACAUUGCGGCAACCUCGACUGAGCGAUUCUCCUUACGGGAAGACUCGCCGUACAAGGAUUUCACAGACGCCAUCAUCGCUCGCGCAAUGGCUAGUCAUAAAUUGCGCGGAGUUCUGACGGUGAAGGAGUUUUCGAGGAAGAUCGUGCGCGCUGCGUUGAGGCGGAAUCCGCCCUUCAUGAUAAGCAUCGCCCCUCCAGCGGGACUCUUCAAGAUUCUAUCGUGGUUCCCGAAUUUCGUCGUCCGUGCACUCCUUAGCUGGGGGAUGGUGUAUAGAAAUAAGAGCAAGACCGCAUAA